Molecule: messenger RNA, 2494 nt
Organism: Leguminivora glycinivorella
Lineage: Eukaryota; Metazoa; Arthropoda; Insecta; Lepidoptera; Tortricidae
Product: mitochondrial outer membrane protein SLC25A46-like
Exons: 7
Coding region: 99-1310 (403 amino acids)
Biological process (GO): mitochondrial fission; mitochondrial membrane fission
Cellular component (GO): mitochondrial outer membrane
Source: RefSeq, a predicted model, not a curated record
UUGGUCAACAGAAAUCAUUCUCUUGGCCGACGUUUUUUUACAGAAGUAUUAUUAAUUUUAUUUUUAGGCAAUAUUUAUUAGAAAAAUAAUGUGCUAAGAUGGCUGGUUUUGAUUACACUGGUUACAACAGGCCGUAUGGGUUGGAUCCCAACAGAGAAAGCAAUGACUUGUACGAUUCCCGCUAUCAGCAAAUAUACGGAUAUCACACACCUCUAACAGAAGAAUACCAGGGUCCUCCUCUUGUUACGGAUGAUAAUUCUGAAGAAGAUAACAAUGCAUAUGUUACAACAGCCAUUAGUGUUGCCAGUCUAAUCACUGAGAAUCUCCUCAGCCAUCCAUUUAUUGUGUUAAGGAGGCAAUGCCAGGUACACAAUAAUCUCCGCAACUACCAUAUAGUGCCAUACACUUUAAUGCCGGUUGUGGUGAGGCUGCAUCGGCGACAGGACUUCACAACAUUGUGGAAGGGCAUUGGCUCAACCUGCAUUGUCAAAGGGCUCAAUUUGGCUGUGGAAGAUGUGGUGGCUAAGGCAACAGGGUGGCCCAAGGAAGCUUCAAAGUGCAAUUCAGUACUGCAGUUUCUGCAACAUGUUACCCUAAAAUGCAUAAGCCUAGCCAUCAUCACUCCAUUCUACUCGGCAAGUCUAGUGGAAACAGUUCAAAGCGACAUCGCCAGUGACAAGCCAGCUCUCCUGGAUGUGUUCAGAGAAGGUUUCGUGCGUAUACUGGAGUGGGGGACGCCUAGCAGAGGCAGGAUGCUCCCCAUUUGGGCUAUAGUCGGACCAACUGCUGCGUUUGGAGUUACGAAGUAUUUGGCUCACAUAACUUUAAAAAGCAUAACGGUCCGCAUCCUCCGCUUCCAACAGCGCCACCGCCACGAGCUCAGCGACUCGUACAACGUCAACUACAGGCAGUCACAGAACCCGCUCAUCGAGGACAUCAACUUGAAGGCCAACAUCUUCUCCUUUAUUACCAUGGAGAUACUGUUCUAUCCUGUCGAGACUAUCAUACAUAGACUUCAUAUACAGGGUACCAGAACAAUAAUCGACAAUCUCGACACUGGUACGUCCGUGACACCGAUCCUGACCGGCUACGAAGGCUUCAUGGAUUGCUACAACACUACAAUAGCCAAGGAGGGCUUGUCCGGACUCUACAAAGGUUUCGGAGCCCUUGUACUGCAGCUAGCAGCCCAUUUGGCCAUAAUCAAAUUGACAACCUUGGUUGUGUCGGAAGUAUCUAAUCUUCUCAAACCUGCCAAGACUCCCACAAGUGAAGAUUCUGCUCACUCUCAGCAAAAAUACUUGUUUAACUAGAGAUUAUAGAUCAAUUUCGGGAUUUGUUUUAAGAGUAAUACACAGAAAUUAACUCUGUAUAAUUAAUCAAUUUUUAUAUAUGGAUUGAUCAACUAUCUCAUUGUUACUGAGAAAAAUGGUGUAUAGACUAGUUACUUGGUAUGGUGACAACACAGGUUUAUAAUUGUUGUUGAUGUUUUUCAAUAAAUGUUGGAACAAAGUAUAAAUAAAUAGGCACUGAAAAGUACCAGUUGGCACUGCUUUCCUAGGGAAGUCAGAUCUAGGACAUGACACAUUCUUCAUGUGCUGUUUUGCUGACAAAUAGGCAUACCAUGUAGUGCUGCCAUGAGACAAAAUAAUCUUCAAUUAUAGACUUACAGAAAACAACUUAAAAAAUUAAAAUUAUAGAGAUAUACUAUUGACAAUUGUCUAGGUUCUAAAAACAACUGUCUGAAUCAAUACUAAACAUGAGGGUGUGGAUAGCAGGCAGCCCUUGUAUUUGUUUUGCAGCUUAGUUACAAAGAGUUCUAUAUGAGUAUCUUGGAGAGAGCUUCCUGAAAUAGUUUACUAAAAAACCCAUUAAUUCUGCAAUUUGAUAACAAAUUAGAAACAAAGUCAGUAUACAGAUUGUUCUUAACUUAAAAUAUUAGUAAAACUAUGAGAUUCUAGACAAAUGGUAAAUACAAUAAUAACAAAGUGAUUAUUAAAGUCCAAGUCAUCAUAUGGGGCAUUCCAACAACUGAUACAAUAAUUCGAACAAGAAAUAUGGUUUAGUAAUGUAGCUUUAAAUUUAACAGUAUAAUAUAAUUAUACGACAUAUACAUUUCUGCAUAUUGAAGGCCAUAUGCCCAUCCCAUCCUCAGCAAACUAGACAUUUUUUGUGGAAUGCCCAAAAUAUCUACAGGACAAAAAAAAAACAUCUUCAGAAAUAUGAAAGGCAAAUACUUUCCAUUGUCAAAUAACUGAUUGCAUUAAUCUAAUCCUAAUUAUCACAUCUGACUAGGCACAACAACCUUCUUCUCAUAUUCACAAAAACCAUUAUAAUACCAUGUCAUUUCAGAUGAUGUAUAGUCAUUGUUUGUUUUUAUGUUUUUCUACAGUAGAUUGUUAAGUAAAAUGCUUAUAGUUCAAAACUGUAAAAAGAAGUUUUAAUCAUAAAAACCAAGUUGGAAAAAGAGAUUCAAUAAAGAAUUUGUUGCAAUUUU